Daldinia vernicosa is the source of this 564-nucleotide messenger RNA. RefSeq names its product acyl-CoA N-acyltransferase. Gene Ontology annotation, molecular function: acyltransferase activity, transferring groups other than amino-acyl groups. The coding region runs from base 1 to 564 and encodes 187 amino acids. Lineage: Eukaryota; Fungi; Ascomycota; Sordariomycetes; Xylariales; Hypoxylaceae. The record is from RefSeq and is a predicted model, not a curated record. The transcript has a single exon.
AUGGCGAAUGGCAAUCUUCAAUUCCGCGUCGCAACCCCAGACGACGCAGCGCAGAUUCAAAAAUUGGUACAGUCUGCAUUUCGUGCCGAAGACAGUAGGAAAAACUGGACAGGGGACAUGACUCUUGCGUCGCAGUUCAGCGUCAAGGUCGAGGAGAUCAUGAGCAACAUCACCAAGCCGGAUAGCGCAUACCUCAUAGCUACCGAUGAAAACGGCGUCCUAAAGGGUUCUGUGGGUGUCUCUAAACGCGACGCCGACCUUGCCCGCAUCUACAUGCUUGCGGUUGACCAGCACCACCACCGGGGAGGCAUUGGGCGCAAGGUCCUGGCUUAUGCUGAGGACUACUGUCAACAGAGGUGGAGCGUUAGCAAGCUGGGACUUAAUGCCCUUUCUUCCCGCCACGAGCUGAUCUUGUGGUACAUACGCUGCGGCUAUCGAAAGACGGGGGAGUUAACGCCGUUUCCGCGUGAAUGGUUCGCGGGCUUGAGUUUACCGGGCGACUUGUGUUUUGUCGAACUGGAAAAGGACUUGAAUAGGGGCGCCCCCGCAGUCGAGGAAACAUAG